AUGAAGCUGGAAAGCAUCAAUAUUCUUCAGAACAAGGUCGACUUGAUCAAGCUCUUGAGCAACAAUCGCAAUCGCUGCAUUCAUCAAGGGCACGGUGGUCGAGCCGUCGCUCAGCGUCCCGAUACGCAACUGGAAUACGACAUCGACGCUGUCAACGAAAUCAUUGCAAAGCGUCCACCUAUCCCAGUCCGCGACUUUGCUUUCGAUCCCGGUCUCAUCCGUUCCUUCGAUGUCAACAAGCCUGGUGCUGAGGUCCACGAACUCAAAGGUGGUGUUGCUAGUGGUUCUAUCCUCACGGGCCAGGGCAACAAGUCAAGAUUUGUCCGGUGA
Molecule: messenger RNA, 330 nt
Organism: Suillus plorans
Lineage: Eukaryota; Fungi; Basidiomycota; Agaricomycetes; Boletales; Suillaceae
Exons: 2
Coding region: 1-330 (109 amino acids)
Biological process (GO): positive regulation of translational fidelity; formation of translation preinitiation complex
Cellular component (GO): eukaryotic translation initiation factor 2 complex; cytosol
Molecular function (GO): tRNA binding; translation initiation factor activity
Source: RefSeq, a predicted model, not a curated record